GUGACAGACGCGGGACGACGUGCUGAAGUUCCCUGACGUCAAUCGUUGUGUUCCUUUUUUUCUCGUGAACCCUAAAAGAGAAGUUGAUGUUGAUAUGGUCCCUGGAUUACUGUAGGAUGGGUUAAAAUGCCACCCGGAAUAUUCAGUCUUCAGGGCACUGCCUGUACGGUUUGCGUGCGGGUAUUUAAGUGGUGCCCUGUGCUAUUCAUCACUGCAGUUGUGGCUUGGUCUUACUAUGCUUAUGUUAUCCAACUGUGUUUCUUCACUGUUGACAACAUAUUCGAAAAGGUUUUCUACCUUGUGGGUUACCAUGCGCUAUUUGCAACCUUCGCGUGGUCAUACUGGCAGACCAUCUUUGCAGAGCCAGGGGUCAUACCAAAGCAAUUUUAUAUUCCCCAACCUGAGGCAGAAAGGUUGGAGAAAGAGCCUAGCGUAGACGCUCAACGGCAGAUGCUUGAGCGACUGGCAAAGCAGUUGCCAGUUUCGUGCCGAACCAUAAAUGGGAUGAUCAGGUACUGCGAAAAGUGCCAUCUUGUCAAGCCAGAUCGAGCGCACCACUGCUCCGUUUGUGGAAGGUGCAUCUUGAAGAUGGACCAUCAUUGUCCAUGGGUGAACAACUGCGUCUCAUUCACAAACUACAAGUUCUUCAUCCUUUUCUUGGCAUACUCCUUAAUCUACUGCCUCUUUGUGGCCGCAACCACAUUGCAGUACUUCAUCAAAUUUUGGACGAUGCAAUGUUUUUGGGGGAGAGCACCUCACUGCUUGAGGAACGAUUUGGAGGGCUGGGGCCGUUUUCACAUCCUGUUCCUGUUCUUUGUGGCGUUUAUGUUUGCCAUCAGCCUGGUGUCGCUGUUUGGCUAUCACUGUUAUCUCGUCACAGUGAACCGCUCCACCCUGGAAUCGUUUCGUCCACCCAUAUUCCGGACUGGUCCGGACAAGAAUGGCUUCAGCCUGGGGCGCCAUGCCAACUUCAACGAAGUUUUUGGUGACGAUUGGCACUAUUGGUUCUUGCCUCUUUUCUCAAGCCUAGGUGACGGGGUGACAUACCCGACGCGAUCUCCGGCCAGCAGUUCGUACAACUCCAUGGGCAGCACUGCACAGGCGCAGGCAAGCUUGGGGGAUGGCGUGACUUACCCACAACGCAUGGUGGAUGAGGACACAGAUGGCCUGCUUAACAACCGGCAGAGGUGGGCUGAAACGGACGAGGGGGACCACUCAGAUGCCUCGCAAGCAUCUCAUUCUGUCAACCCUGACCAGCAGGUGGCGACCGCUCUCCGUGCCGACCACCUCGUAUGACAGCCAGAGUGGGAUGACCCAAGAGAAAGAUGAACUGACGCAGACAUUUGUAGCUCCCUGUUUGUGCAGGUCACCCCCGUGGGAUACGGUGACGGAGGCGACUUGUACUUAGGACAAAAACCACGUGCGCUAUGAAAUUUUGCAGAUGUGUUUUUCCAAAAACUUCGUGUAAUAUUGUACCUUGUGAUGCGACCCGUAUUGGCAGUUAGGCAGGCUCGAUGGCUGCUACGAAAUGAGUGCUUAAUUGAACCGUCUGUAGUGGCUAUUAUUCGGGUAGAGAACCUAGCUCAAAGUAGAAUUUUAUGUCAAUGAUUGAGUGCAGUGUGCAACUCAUUUCUGCUUUGCCAUUAAUACUUGUCCUCUCUUUGUUCCUCCCUUUUUGAAGGGGAUCAUGCACAAUUGGUAAUCAUUUCGUGACAUUUUUUUAGUCGUUCUAGUUUCAUCUUGUUCCUUUCUGAGUCAUGCACCAUAUGCUAAUUUAGUCUGUUAAAUGCUAAUGUAACGGUGACUUAAUUUAUGGAAGUAAUUUACAAUGUGCGUGUGUACAAACUAUUUUACUCAGUUGUCAUGGUCUAAUGCAAACAGUGCAAAACUGGUAAAAGUACAAGGAUGGCUAUUGAGUGAAGCAAAAGGCCUGAACCAAUAAGACUAAUGCUGACUACCAAAGUCUGUGAGUGCAGUAAAUGGUACAUGUACAAUAGUUAAUAGCAGCCAUAAGUGUUAGGUGACAAAGUUCCUUGCAAAGAUUGUGAAGGAAAAGCUGUUAACAUCUUAAAACCAGGGUGUCUACCAACCUGGAAAACAGGGAAUUGUCAGGGAAUUUUGAGGCGACUGGAAAAGACGGGGCGGGGGGGGGGGGGAUGUCAGGAAAUUUGCCAAAAAGCAGAUCUGUUUUAUGAGGGAUCUGUAUACAUAGCAGCAGGCAACAAGUUCCCUUAUGUUUUGGUCGGGGAAUUUGCUUGAGAUAGUCAGUGAAAACCUGGAAACGUCUGGGAAUAUGAAGGAUGCAAUUUGGUAGACACCCUGCUAAAACAUAAACAGACAUCCAUAUCUGUUUAUAUGUCAGUUUCAUCACGCUUAUGACAUUGGUGAAUGUGUUGCCCUAAUACAUUCCUGCACAUACGUGCUCCCUCUACAGUUCUGUCUAGCAGAACCCCACGUAGACGUAUGGGCAAAAGAAGCUCAGAACCGACAGAGAGUUUUGUUGUGGUGGCCAGCUAGCUGGUUGGUUGAUGGUUAAAAAACAAGGAACCUACACAGUUACGUGUGUAGUUCCAUGUCCUGUAAAGCACGAUACAAAAUACAUAGCUUUCUGCAGCUGUACAAUACUUGUUACUGAUGCAUAUACAAUGUAUUAAAAUGGAUGAAGCAGCUGUAAACUAGGAACAAUGUACAAGUAAGCUGCAGUGAUUUUAUAGACAUGUCAUGCGUAUAUCCACACCGCAAGAUUCGCAUCUCUGUAUACGUAAGGCCUUUGAUUGCUGAAUUGCAGGGUUUCCGAAGCUUUCUUAGCGAACAAACUUUAGCUGGUCGUAACUAUGAUCAAUUACAAGCUUAUAGAAACUGCAUACUUGAUUCAAUGUAAUCAGCCACUUUGUAGGUUUGGUGUGCAGUAUUUGAGGUGCUUCUAAGCACUUUUGCACUUUGCCAUUUGUUGUUCUUGCCUGUACCGAUUGUAUAGACUGUUUAUUUGAAUAUGUGAUGGACACAAAACUAUCUUUGCCACAUUAGAGGAGUGCAGUUUUUGAUACCUCCCGCAACUAAAGCUAUUUCUUUGUUGCUACCUGUGCACUACAUCUAGGCUGUACAGUGGUAUGUGGUGUGUAAAUUGCAAAGAAGUAAUUGCAUGUAAACUACUGCCACAAAUGUGACACUGUAAAUACCCCAUUGGCAUUCUUGUAAUUCAUUGAAGGGCGGCCGUUUGAACGCCUUGCAGCAGGACAACAUAAACAUGUGUACGCAACCAUAUUGUAACCACCAUAUGCAAUGUACCUGCUGCUUAUUUAUUUAGAGCGUACAAUUACAUAUUUGUGAUCAUGUACUAUUACCUAAGUUGUACUUAUCUAUCUAAACAGUAUCAUGCCCUGCAACAAGUUGAAUAAACCUUUGGAAGAAAACAGGC
Messenger RNA from Ornithodoros turicata, 3418 nucleotides. RefSeq names its product palmitoyltransferase ZDHHC20-B-like. Lineage: Eukaryota; Metazoa; Arthropoda; Arachnida; Ixodida; Argasidae. Gene Ontology annotation, molecular function: palmitoyltransferase activity. The transcript is spliced from 12 exons. The record is from RefSeq and is a predicted model, not a curated record. Bases 127 to 1296 code for a protein of 389 amino acids.